CCAAAUCGCUUUCUCCUUUGCCACGUACCAAGUCAAAAACUCGUUGUAUUUAUUUCUUGACAGAUUGUCACUUAAAAAAAUAUUUGAAUAAUGCCGAGCAGUCCUACGCCCAAUGUUGACGAUGAGAUCGUCCCUCCCCCCAAGGUCAACAAGUGGGAUGGAUCUGCCGUCAAGAACUCGUUGGACGAUGCGGUUCGCGACAUUCUCAUCAAAAAGUUGGGAUUCGACGAGAAUUUCAACUUGGUCGAUGGUCGGCUAGGAAUUUGCAGUAUUGCGGUCGCGAUCGCAAUGUUGGCCCUGUUGUGGGAUUAUUUGUACCCGUUUCCGCAGUCGAGGCCGGUCUUGCUCCUCUGUGUUUCCGCAUAUUUCGUCAUGAUGGGCGUUUUGACCCUUUACACGGCGUACAUGGAGAAGGGAAUUUUCGCCGUGGCGGUGUACAAGGAUCCAGCUGGAAAUGAACCGCAAACUUGGGAGGCUAGUUCUUACAUGAAGAGAUUCGACGACAUGUACACCCUCAGUUUGUCCUGUUUCAAGGGAAAGAACGCGACCGAGAAGACGGUUCAAUUUGAAAAGUCUGUCGCCUGUUUUUUCGACACGGAAGGAAACCUGUUAUUAGAUCUAUUAGAACCGGAAGUUCUUAAACUUCACAACAAUCUAACAUCUGGAAAGAAGGACAAGUAAACUUGUGUAUGUAGGUUUUACAUUUUUUCAAUUUCAUCUAUCUGGAAAAUGGCUAUUAAUUAUAAUUACUACCUUUUAAAGCCAAAUUGAAAUAGAUAUUAAUUUUAUUUGAAAUUAUUCUUUAAUAGGCUGAAACUUGUAAAAUAAGUAUUCGAAAGUCUCUCCGGACUAUGUGUUAAAUAUAUAACUUAAAGAAGAUAUGAGAUAAAUAUUGUAUAACAUUCC
Messenger RNA from Folsomia candida, 906 nucleotides. It is a transcript of the gene Spase25, whose product is annotated as probable signal peptidase complex subunit 2. Gene Ontology annotation, biological process: protein targeting to ER. Lineage: Eukaryota; Metazoa; Arthropoda; Collembola; Entomobryomorpha; Isotomidae. The transcript has 3 exons. The record is from RefSeq and is a predicted model, not a curated record. The coding region runs from base 91 to 681 and encodes 196 amino acids. Gene Ontology annotation, cellular component: signal peptidase complex; membrane.